Molecule: messenger RNA, 593 nt
Organism: Drosophila montana
Lineage: Eukaryota; Metazoa; Arthropoda; Insecta; Diptera; Drosophilidae
Exons: 3
Coding region: 7-129 (40 amino acids)
Source: RefSeq, a predicted model, not a curated record
CAAAAGAUGAAAGAGUGCUCAUCGCGCAGCAUUUGGUGUCUGCUCAGUGUUGUAAUCGAUCAGCGUCUUAGAAUUGACACCUGUCGAUAUCUAAUCGAGAUUUUAUCGCGCCGCAUUACAGGCGAUUAAGAUUCGAUUUUGGUAGCCACAUUCUGCCAAACUCGAACUGUAACUGUAACUAGUGCAAAUACAAAUAUAUUUGGUUAGACCUGUUCCCACAUCUAUGGAGUUUCAUCUAGACAGUGCAGAAUACUGCCAAGCACAGCACAAAUAAAAAGUUACCAAAACGCAAAGAAGGCCGUGAUAGCCGGAGACAACGCUGUCACCUGCCCGGAAGUCGACGGACCCCAAAUCAGAUUCGAAACGUGGACAGCUGCGAUAGUGACAGAUUGUGGAUAGAGAGAGUCUCUGAACGAAGUUCAUAUCACGAGGAGAAUAAUCGAAAAGUAGUAGGGCGGCCACAACGAAAAUUAAUUGGAGAGGCGCAGAAACUGCACUCGAAAUAAAUAAGUUUGAGAUAGAAUCGCUUCAGUUGCGAAAUUAACAGGGAUUUUUAAUAGGCGUCUUUGGGUUGGGACACACGCAAAAUUGUA